UAAGCGGAAGCGAAUGGAUGGAUGGAUGAAGUCGGUCUCAAAACCUCAUUCGGUAUAUAUGAUGAACAGUUCAAUCUAUUCCUCGUAGUCCAUCAUACGUCAGUUCUCUUUAUCUUGAGGGCUAAAUGUGGAAGUAAAACUGAUACCGCACUCUAACAUCCUCUGAACACAUGAAAAGACAACCAACAUAUUCUCACACUGCAGUCUGUUCAGAGCAGCUGGCACACUUUUACUUUUGAGGGAAAACGUUUGAAGGCUGAGUGGCUGAACAGCGAGCAGACAUGGAAGCUGCAGCCGGACUGUUGGUGAUGUUGCUCGGAGUCUGUUAUGGUGUGGAAACUCACUGUGAUGGCAGACAGGAUGGAGCUCAGUGUUAUGGAGCUUUGGGAGGAAGUGUGGACAUCCAGCUGAUGGACAGCAGCUCAGAAAUACCUAGAUAUGGACUGUUCAAGAAUUCAUUAAGAAUACUAGAUGUGAGAAAUAAUAAGGCUAUUCUUAAUACCAUAAAACAUAGGUCUGUUUUUCCCAGUAAUGGAACAUUUAGGAUCAAUAACCUGAGCAGGAAUGAUGGUGGUAAAUUUACCCUUCAAACCUUUGAUUCAGAGGGAAGAACAUCAGGCGAGCGGACUUUACAGCUGUUUAUUCAAGCUCCUGUGUCCUCUGUCCUGCUGGUCUCUGAGUGUCUGUCCCAGGGAGAGAUGAGGGUGUCCUGCUCCUCUGAGGGAGGGGACAGUCCUCAGUACAGCUGGACUCUGGAUGGACGCACACUGACAGAUGCUGAGCUCCUUUCUAGAAACAAUGAGGGUAACAACAUCACUCUGAACCAGCACGUCUCAGGACAUCUGGUCUGCUCAGUCAGGAACAACGUCAGUAAAGUCUCCAAAGAAGAGAGGAUAUCUACCUGUGGCUUUAUUUUCAUUAACUGCACUUCAGUCAGUGGGACACAGAUAUCAGGGUGGGUGCAUAAAGACAAUAACAGCCUGUGUAUUAAACCAACACAGACCUCUGUGGGUGAGGAGAAUGGAACUAACAGUGAUGCCCCAUGGUACAUUAGCAAUUUGCCUCUGAUCGGUGGGGUUCUCUCAGCACUGAUCAUUUUCUCGGUUGUGGGUGUAGCAGUCUUCUGUGCUCAAAGAAAAAAGGAAAACCCCAAACCUGCAAACAAAGAGGAAGAAGAUGACCAGGAAAUCUUUGCUGAUGUCAGGGACAUAAAGCAGCAGGUGCAGCAGAUGGAGAAAAUAGCAGAGGUGGAGUAUGGCCGAGUCAAGUCUGCAAAGCGACCUCGGAAAACUAAACCAACAGCAGACGAUAGUUUGUAUGCCAACAUCCAUAAAGUCCGGUGAUUUAAGUGGUCAGUGCUUCUACAGAGACUGCAUCACUGAAGGUGGGAGGAGGUGAUGUGAAAAUGCUUUAACGUCUUUAAUUUGAUGUGAUUUCCAAUGAGAAAAAUACAAACCAUCAAUACUCAUCCUUAUUGAUUGUUUUUUUUAUUUACUUUUUUAUUUUAACUCCAGUUCUGUAUUAUAACAGGACAUAAGUGCAUCUAUUAGUAGAUCAUUUACUGUGUUACAAAAAUACUGUCUGGACCACUGCAGAAUAAUUAAAAAAAAACUUUUGAAAAAACAUUAAACAACAUGUUUUAUGAAUUUGACUGGCAAACUUUCAAACUGUUUGUUAUAGAUAUAAUAAUAUCAAUAUUAAUAAUGUUCUGUGAUCAAUCUGGGAUCUUUGUCAGUGUCUUGACAGCUCAUUUGUACGUACAAUGAGCUCAGAGCCAGUUUAAGUAGACUAACUCCUCAGUAUAGACUGUUUACACAAGUGGCCUUGGUCUACUCCCCUUAGUUUUGUUCAUGUUAAAAGGAGUCAUUGGUUUUUGGUAUUUGGGAUUUUUUAUGAGGUCUUUUAAAAAUUAAAACAUCAGUGAAAUAGCAUUUCAAUUAAUUAUUAAAAUCUGAAAUUUGUAAUUUUGCUUAACCUGUUUUUCUGUCCGUGCUAGCUCCAGCCCCUGCCCUUUGAUUUAUUUCAUAGAUAACCUAUUAGAAUUAAUUUGAUUUCACAACU
Molecule: messenger RNA, 2061 nt
Organism: Archocentrus centrarchus (flier cichlid)
Lineage: Eukaryota; Metazoa; Chordata; Actinopteri; Cichliformes; Cichlidae
Exons: 6
Coding region: 282-1343 (353 amino acids)
Cellular component (GO): membrane
Source: RefSeq, a predicted model, not a curated record